Molecule: messenger RNA, 1727 nt
Organism: Lycium ferocissimum
Lineage: Eukaryota; Viridiplantae; Streptophyta; Magnoliopsida; Solanales; Solanaceae
Product: aspartyl protease family protein At5g10770-like
Exons: 2
Coding region: 30-1517 (495 amino acids)
Biological process (GO): proteolysis
Molecular function (GO): aspartic-type endopeptidase activity
Source: RefSeq, a predicted model, not a curated record
CUUGUCAAAACCAAAUUAUUGUUAAAAUAAUGGCCACUCCAAGUUGUUCUUCCUCUUACUUUUUGUUCUUCUCUUCUUCUUUUCUUCUCAUUUUGCUUUCAUUCUCUUUGGAGAAAAGCCAUGCUUUGGAAGGAAGAAAAACCAUAGAAUCCCAUUUCCAUACUCUCGAGCUCAGCUCUCUGCUUCCUUCCUCUUCUUGCAACCCGGCUAGAAAAGGUAAAACAGGAGGGGCAUCAUUGGAAAUCGUCAACAGGCAUGGCCCAUGUUCUCAACUAAACCAAAAGGGAGCAAAAAAAGCCCCAACCCUCACAGAAAUCUUGGCCCACGAUCAAGCCCGAGUAGACUCAAUCCAAGCCCGCAUCACAGCCCAAAACUACGACCUCUUCAGAAAGAAAGACAAAUCUUCCAACAAGAAGUCCAAGAGAGUAAAAGACUCAAAGGCAAAUCUCCCGGCCCAGCCCGGUAAUGCUCUCGGCACUGGAAAUUACAUUGUUACCCUCGGAAUUGGUACCCCAAAAAAGGACCUUUCCCUCGUUUUCGACACAGGUAGUGACCUAACAUGGACACAAUGCCAACCAUGUGUUAAAUCUUGUUACGCUCAACAACAACCAAUUUUCAACCCAUCAUUAUCUACGACAUAUUCCAACAUUUCCUGUAGCGACACUGCUUGUUCGGGUCUUAAAUCUGCUACUGGAAACAACCCGGGUUGCUCUUCUUCUAAAUGCAUUUACGGCCUCCAGUACGGUGACUCGUCAUUCUCCAUUGGAUUCUUCGCUAAAGACAAGUUAACUUUAACACCAAAUGAUGUGUUUGAUGGGUUUAUGUUCGGUUGUGGACAAAACAACAAAGGGUUAUUCGGUAAAACCGCAGGGUUAAUCGGGUUAGGCCGCGACCCAUUAUCCAUUGUUUCACAAACAGCUCAGAAAUUCGGGAAAUACUUCUCUUAUUGCCUUCCAACUAGGAGAGGGUCAAAUGGUCAUUUAACCUUCGGUAAAAACACGGGGGUAAAAUCAACCAUCCAGUUCACACAAUUCGUUCCUUCACAAGGAGCAUCAUUUUACUUCAUUGAUGUGUUAGGUAUUACCGUUGGUGGGAAAGCGUUAUCGAUAAGUCCAAUGGUAUUUAAGAAUGCCGGAACAAUUAUAGAUUCUGGUACGGUAAUUACCAGAUUACCCUCAACAGCGUACGAUAAUUUGCGGUCAACUUUCCGGCAAUUCAUGACCAAGUACCCCAGGGCACCGGACCUAUCUUUGCUUGACACAUGUUAUGAUUUAAGCAACAACACUUCCAUUAGUAUUCCGAAAAUCAGUUUCAACUUCAAUGGUAAAACUAAUGUGAACUUGGACCCAAAUGGUAUUUUUAUAGCAAAUGGUGCUUCUCAGGUUUGCUUGGCUUUUGCUGGAAAUGGAGAUGAUGAUAGUAUUGGAAUUUUUGGGAAUAUACAACAACAGACAUUGGAGAUUGUGUAUGAUGUUGCUGGUGAGAAAUUAGGAUUCGGUUAUGGGGGAUGUUCUUAAAGUUUUAUUGAAUUUUAGUAAUUAAAUCGUAAUACUGCAGUUGGGGAAAAAAAAUUGCAAUACUGCAAAAGUACUGGAAAAUGUAUACCGAUUUAUAGUUUAUGAAAAAGUAAUCUUGGAUAAAUAGUUGCAAGCUAAUUGUACAGUAAUAGCAUGUACUACUUGCUAUUGCUACAAAAUGAGUACUUGAGUACUUGGUUUACUUUUUCA